UUUUGCAGUCGUGAUCUCAUUUCCUUUUGGGUAAAAUAAGGCUCAGUUUUCCCUUUACAUUACAUUGGAAAAUGCAUUUGUUGUUGACGUUUUCAAUAUUGUUAUUUAGUUUACACUGCAAUUUGUUACACUGCAAAAGUAAAUAAAGCGUUACGAGUUAAAAUUGCGAGUUGCUUGUGAGUUCAGGAACAUGAUUCGCCACAGAACGUCAACGAAAUGCCUCAGAACAAGAACGCCCAUUACCCGUUUUUUUAAUGAAAUGGAGUGCUCGAAGGUGCAUUCAUUUCAGUGACGUUUUCUUCUUCUUCUUUUUUUUUUUUUUUUUUUUUUUUUACAAAUUGGAUCUCAGAAGACUAGGUUUGACCAAAAAGACCAAGCCGGCCAAAAUCUCUCACUGUGUUUUUAUUAAUACUAAACUUUGCUUUACAAAAAGCAUGUCAAUAAUGGACCACAGUCCCACCACUGGGGUGGUGACUAUCAUCGUGAUUCUUAUUGCCAUUGCUGCCCUGGGGGCUUUGAUUUUCGGAUGCUGGUGCUACCUACGCCUGCAGCGCAUCGGCCAAUCAGAGGAUGAGGAGAGCAUCGUUGGUGAGGGGGAAACUAAAGAGCCCUUUCUGCUGGUCCAGUACUCUGCACGAGGGCCUCAUGUUGAGCACAAGACCAAGCUCACCCCUAAUGGUACUGAAAGCCACAGCUAAAGGCUCUCUCUAGAGGCCCGCACUGUGUUAAGAUCCACAAUGAUCUGGCUUGUAGGCUUCUGUUGUACACCAGGCAUUAUGGAACAUUCCGCCUUAAGCUAAUGUUCCUUUGAGAAGAUGAGUUCUACUGGAGAACAAAAUGUAUGCAUGAAUUUAUCUAGCUGCUCUGUUGUUUGAUAUUUUUUUUUUCUUUGUGGUCUAGUGGAAGCCUAUUAUAAUGUGAAAGUAAUUAAUUUCUGCAUUUUCACAGUAGUUGGUUUUAUUUAUAUGCUAAAUUAUGCCCUCAGUCUUUAGAGGACAGGGGUUGGCCAAAAUUGUUUUUCAUGAUAUGGUAUUUUAGGAGCACAUUGGUUUAAAUCAGAGCUGGCUCUGGUAUAAAUACCUGUCACAAGUCCCUAUGAAAUGUUUUUCUUUGAUGAGAACUGAUUAUGGUGCAUUUGUGUAGUUUACUUUAAUUUGACUCACUUCAGUUUUUCAUUGAAAAAAAAAAAACAGUUGGUGCACACUGGAAGUGCUUUUUGACCUAGGAACCACCUCCUCCAGAACCACUCGUUAUAGUUCAUACAUUUCAUUUACUGUUCAUUUACUGCUUUCUUUCAUGCACUUUAUUUCUAGCACAGAGGUGAGUUUUGUGGUGGUAGUGGUGGUUUAAAAAAAUAGAAUCUCAUAAAAUUUCACAUACAGCCUUAGUUGCUGUUCUGUCCUGCUAAGAAGCCAUUGUAGUAGAGCUAAUGACUGGGCAUCAGUGUAUAGGAUUAUGCUGGUGACAUCCCAGAGGUAUCUGUUAUUGUGGCUGAGCACAUAUCUAUAUAGAAGCAGAGGAGGUAAUUAGAACAAUAUAAAUUUUAUUUUUAUAGACCUUUUACAUUUGUCAUGGUGAAAAAGCUGUAAGAUAUCUUGUAGCCUAUAUGUUUUUCUUUUUAUGAGUGUGUCUUUUGGUCAUCUGUACAUGUGAGAAAUGAUGUUAAAGAAAGUGAUUUAUUUUUAUAAAACAUUCAGGUAGACUAUGUUCAUAGAAUUCAUUGAUCAGAUUUUUGCAUUUCGAGAUUUGGGUUUUUUGGCCUGCUGAGGGAGCAAGCAGAACGUUUGAAAAUGGCAAAACAAUCAUAUUUUCUGACAUUGUUGUAAUGGAGAAUUAUUGUGUCCUUUAAUACCAUCAGACCUAGCAUACCUUCUAUGUAUGCCUUUCUAAAAAUGUGAUUGUAUUUCUGUGAAUUGGGGAUUUGUGCAGUUAAAUUUCCAUGACUAUACCAGUCCAUGAGAGUACAUCAUGUUCAUUCUACCUGUCUUUGGGGCAGUCUGUGCCAUUUCAGUCAUGCUGUCAAUGUUGCUUUAUGUCACUAACAGAAUUCCCGGUGAUCUCCUACACUGAAGAAUAAACAUUUUCACCAUUACA
Molecule: messenger RNA, 2094 nt
Organism: Electrophorus electricus (electric eel)
Lineage: Eukaryota; Metazoa; Chordata; Actinopteri; Gymnotiformes; Gymnotidae
Gene: snn
Product: stannin
Cellular component (GO): mitochondrial outer membrane
Source: RefSeq, a predicted model, not a curated record